AUCAAUAUAUUUUGUAAAACCCUUUUAUUGCUCUCUCUAUCUCUCUGGCUCUACCAACCAUGGAGGCCUUCAGUUUACUCAAAUACUGGCGCACUAGUGGCGCCGGCGCCGCUGCUGCAGCCACCACCGCCGCAAAAUCCACCCCUAAAACCACCGUCUCCGCCGCCGUGAGCCCUUACUCCUCCGACGGCGAAGACGGGCCCUACUUCGACCUCGAAUUCGCCCUACCCGACCCCGAUAGCGACACCGCCGCAUCGCUCGAAAACGACGUCAAAAUCCCCCAAUCUGACGACGAAACCGACACCGAAGAGGAAGAGGAAGAAGAAGCGGAGCUCAAAUUCUCUCUCUCUAGCAAUGAAUGUACGGAUCAGAACGCCGCGGCUUCUUCUCCUUCCGACGACCUCUUUUUCAAAGGGGAUAUGGUGGCGAUCGAGCCCUCCAGCAUCCUGCUCAACGCCGCCGGCGAGAACCCUAGGUUCCCCGUGUUCCUGGUCAAAUCCGCCUCCAAAUUCCGCGUGCUCAUGCUCAAGCUGAAGAAAUCGAAAUCCGCCAACGGCGACGCGGCCGACGAUUCCGCCGCCGCGAGGGCGAAAUCGAGCGGGAAAUUCUUCGUGAAGCUGAAGCUAGAAGAGGCGCCGCUCGUCAAUUUGUUCACCAGAGACGGCAGCGCCAAGGAGAAACCCCCAGUUCACGAAUCGGAGGCGAAUCCGGCGUCGGAUGAACGGAAAUUGCCCAAGGAAGUCGUGGCUAAGUAUCUGAAAAUGGUGAAACCUUUCUACAUUCGCGUCUCCAAGCGCUACGUGAAGAAGCUGAAGCUCCCCGGCGGCGCCGCCGCGUCGCCGCCGGAGAGCAAUGUGAAGAAUUCGCAGGGGAAGAAUCUGCAGGCAGGGCUGAAGGUCGUGCGGAAGCACUUGGGGAAAAGCCGAUCCGCCUCCGCCGCCGCCGCAGCUGCGGCGGCGGCGCCUCCCUCCGACCGCCGCGACGACUCGCUGCUGCAGGUGCAGGACGGAAUCCAAGGCGCCAUUUUGCACUGCAAAAAAUCAUUCAAUACCUCUCGAGAGGUUGAUUCGUCUUCAAUGUUAAGCCGUUCAGUUAGUGAUCCGUCUGCAACGACGUCGUCUUCAACCUCCGGAUCAGAAGCUAAGAAGAAGGGAUUAGAUAAUGUUUAGGAAUGAAAUUAAAUAAAUAAUAAUGAUUGUAAGUAAUGUUUUUAUUUUAUUUUAUUUUAUUUUAUUGUAUGUGUUUUUAAUUUUAUUGAUAAAGAUAUAAACUAGUGUAGGUCAAAGUGCUAGGCCGAAAGAGCACUAAGGUAGUAAUGCUCUUUUUAUUUUAUUUGGUUACUUCGAUUUGAGUGCUUCAAAUUGAGGUAUGGCAAAUGACUGAGGAAUGAGUAAUGCAUUAUUACUUGUGCUUUGUUUC
Messenger RNA from Salvia hispanica, 1419 nucleotides. RefSeq names its product membrane-associated kinase regulator (gene MAKR2). The record is from RefSeq and is a predicted model, not a curated record. NCBI's taxonomy places the organism in Eukaryota, Viridiplantae, Streptophyta, Magnoliopsida, Lamiales, Lamiaceae. Gene Ontology annotation, cellular component: plasma membrane.